Molecule: messenger RNA, 3187 nt
Organism: Hippocampus comes (tiger tail seahorse)
Lineage: Eukaryota; Metazoa; Chordata; Actinopteri; Syngnathiformes; Syngnathidae
Gene: dync2i1
Product: dynein 2 intermediate chain 1
Biological process (GO): intraciliary transport
Cellular component (GO): cytoplasmic dynein complex
Molecular function (GO): dynein light chain binding; dynein heavy chain binding
Source: RefSeq, a predicted model, not a curated record
AAACCAUGUGUGGGUUUUUUUUUUUCUUUUUUAAGCCAAUUUCUCGUCAUGGUUGCGUUCUAGCAAACAUGUAAGCUUUCCUGCCUAUAGGAGCUACCUUUCCAAACAGCGACGGCAGCAUGCAUCACGAAAAGAAAAUAAGCAUGGAAGACACCUGGUCUGCUGCCGAGCUGAAAAGACUGCUUUCCAGGAGGAAAGAACCGGAGCAUGACAGAAAGCAUCACCGCGGUGGGGAUUCUACGGAGAGACGUCCUAGGGACUCCCGAGGGGAAAGAGACCACAGAGACCAUCACGGAGAGAGGCGGGACUAUCACGCAGAGGAGAGAAGGGGUGACCGGGACAGGAGGUCAGAGCGAGAUAGGCUAGAGGACACGAGCAGGCAUGCACACGACUCCAGAGAGGACAGAGACAAGCGGGAUAAAAGGAGGCCAAGGGAGGGACAGGAGAAAGAGGAAGACAGACUUAAGAGAAAGGAGGAUACGGAAAGACGGAGGGAGGAACGAGAUAAGGAAAGACGAAGAGAGGAACGGGAUAAAGAAAGACGGCGAGAAGAACGGGAGAGAAGGAGACACGAAGAGAGAAGGGACGACCAAGACAGACGUGAGAGGCACGAGGACAGGAAGCAUUCAAGGGAUGAAAGAGAAUACCGAAAACAAAAAGAAGAGCGAGAAAGAAGACACAAAGAGAGAGAAUAUCAUGUAAGCAUUUCAAGUAUUGCGAAUGGACAUCACCCACACUCGUUUGACGAUUUCUUGCUGUCCGUUCAGGAUGAGAGGCUGAGGCAAGAGGGAAGUGAGCAAGAGAGAAUCGAGAGAGAAAGACAGAAAGAAAGGCGACGCAGAGAGGAUGCGGAGAGACAUCACAGCAGCUCCAAGGAAUCCAAGCCGAGUCACAGCCAUGAAGCUAAGACAAAAAAAACUGAGGAGAACGUGAUGCGUUCAGAGAACGUGGCAGCUAAAGAUGCCGGAGACACGGAAGACCCAGUAGCCAAGAAUGAGCUUUCACACGAGUACGAGGAGGACUUUGAGAAAGCGGACUACGAAGAGGAUUUUGAGGAACUGGACGAGGAUGAUAAGGAUGCCGAGGAAGAGCCCAGCAAUCUGGAGCUGGGGGAGGAGGUUAAAGCCAUCCAAAAAGCCAUGGGUGAAGAAAAUGAACGAGUCCGAGCCUCUUUUAAUACUCUUAGCAAAGGAGAAGAAGAAGGGGAGGAAAAGCCUGAGUCAUCCAGAGUGAAUAGAUCCGACGAAAAGGACAGUCGAUGCUCCCAGCGAGGAAAGUUUAUCGACUUUGUGGCGGCGAAGCAGCGGGAAGUCAGCAAGAAACUGGCAUUAAAACAAAAGAAGCGCAGUGCAGAGCUACUUCGCUUAAUUGAUCUGGAUUUCUCCACUACAAUUUCCCUUCUGGAUCUUCCUCCCAUCAGUGAAUAUGACAUGUACAUUCGGAACUUCGGAGCUGCAAAUACAAAGCAGGCUUAUGUGCAGUGUAACGAGGAAAAUGCGGAUCGGGACGUCCAGACUGAGGAGGUGGAAACGAGUGACAAGUGGACACAGCAUCCCACAGAGCACGGCGGCGCCUGUGGCGAUCCAAACCGGUCACAUGAAAUUCGAAACAUGAGCGGAAUGAACUUCGAUUCAAGGCGUUUGGCCAUCUUCCUGCGUACCGCCUCCCAGGUGAUGGCAGUGCUGCUGGAGGAGGAUCACGCCGAGCGGAGUUCCUUCCAGGGCCAGACGACACAAACGGAUGGUCUGUCGUUCAGUGACGGAAGUGUGCAACUCAACACCGACUUGCCUUUUCUCCGCGGUCGCACCAUCAGCCAGGUGCUUUUCUCCCAAGCGCAGAGACACACGCUCCUGUCUGUCCACAAGCCCCCAACUUCACCCGUUGAUAUCGUGCAGCAUCACGACUGCACCACCAUCUGCGUGUGGAACAUGUGGGAGCCAUCCAGACCCCAGAAGAUCCUGCUCUGUGAAUCAGAGGUGCAGUGCUGCUGUUUCAGCCCGGGAAAGGCCACCCUGGUGUUUGCCGGCACGUCUGUCGGCUCCGUGGCGCUGUGGGACCUCCACGAGCCCGCUGGAAACCACCAACGCUUGAAGUUGGGCGACGGCGAAUGGACCUUCAGACGGCCUACAUUCUCUACCGAUGCAGUGCCCUCUGCCCAUUUCUCGGCAGUGACGUCCGUGGAGGUAGUUCCAACCAAUACGACUGGGAUGCCGGGGUCAGAGGUGGCAUUUUUAGCAUCUGAGGAAGAGUUGUUGGGGUUGUCCUUCCAGUUGGCCUCGCAGGACGACAGCGGCCUUUUGAAUCUUUGGGUGGUAGUGCAACUGCCAAAAGCCAAUGAGGCGGGCUCCCAGACAGAUCUCGGUCUGAGGCCAGGUGGCAAAGUGAAGCUGCUCCACAGUUCUGCCUGCGUGACAGCUGAGGGGGUGUCACUGUCGCAUGUGGACAAAACCGGACCGCCGCAGUCACUUCAUUUAAAAUUUCUCCCCACUGACCCCAGUCAUUUCUUCGUCGGCACUAAUUUGGGUCUAGUCAGUCACGGCACCACUCAGGGAUUGAAGGCCCUGCCCAAGUGCUACACUUCGCAGGAGUUGGCCACCCGACUUGUCGAUGUCACCGCCAUCCACUUUUCUCCUUUCAGGCCUCAAUUGUUUUUGGUGGGCUGCGGUGACGGGAGCCUACGGUUACACGAGGUCAGCCAUGACAAACCGGCGUACGAGUGGAUGGACGGCACGGCCGGCGAGGCAGUGGUCUCGCUGCAGUGGAGCCAGACAAGGCCGGCGGUCUUCUGCGUGUUAGAUGCCUCCUCCCGCCUUCACGUUUGGGACCUGCUGAAGAGCGAUACGGCGCCUGUGGUCACGGAGCACCUGGAUGAAGACAGGCUGACGGCCAUGGCUGCGUUCGGAGACCCAGGACAACAAAACACCUACUCAGGAAUAGCGACAGCACACCAGUCGGGUAAAAUAGAAAUGCACUAUUUCGCAAAGGAGUUUACCAUCCAAAGUCGUGAGGAAGAAAAAACAUUUGAUGGAAAGAUUGUAGAAUCCUUUUGACAUCCCUUGAAGCACCUUUUAUGGUCAUUUAGGACUCAGGAUGACCCAUAUAGAUUGUGUACAUUUUGUCACUCGUGUAUUUUUAUAGUGUAUAUUCCCAUAUGUAAAUAUAAACUUUUACGCUUGUGGAUCAAUGA